Messenger RNA from Topomyia yanbarensis, 2892 nucleotides. It is a transcript of the gene GLS, whose product is annotated as glutaminase liver isoform, mitochondrial. The transcript has 3 exons. The coding region runs from base 762 to 2603 and encodes 613 amino acids. NCBI's taxonomy places the organism in Eukaryota, Metazoa, Arthropoda, Insecta, Diptera, Culicidae. Gene Ontology annotation, molecular function: glutaminase activity; protein binding. Gene Ontology annotation, biological process: L-glutamine catabolic process. The record is from RefSeq and is a predicted model, not a curated record.
UUCUAUUUGCUAUUUCUAGAAGUAUUUAUAGUGACUCAUACAAAGCUUGAAUAAGUUUGUUGCGUGGAUGGUUGGAAACACAUGCAAAUUUAUUAAACAAACUUAAUAUUCUUAGCGUUUUCAGUCGUCGCAAUAUAAAAGAUCAUGGGGGUGUGGUAAACUACAUCAUGAAACGUCAUAGGUGUGUUUGCCACUAUAUCAUGAAUUUGCGUUACUCAUUAUAAAAAAGUAGAUCAAAUUUGAGACUAUAAGUAGGGAAUUCAUCAAGCUUAUGCUAACUGUUCAAAAGUCGAUCAGCGUGAUAUUCCAUUAGCACAUGAUAAAUGACUUACAAGCACAGAUGUUUGGAUCAGAAAAUGUUAUUUGCAACUUACUAAAAUUUAACAAAAUGACUAUUUUCUGUGGUUCUGUGGUCAUUUGAUGAAUGACGUGUUUUGUUGUAAUCUUGGCAACAACCAUCAAUAAUAUAAAGACUGUUUUUAGAUUUACCCAGCUUAUUAGGAGUGCUAAUACAUUUGUAGAUGUAUAGCUACACGACACUCAAUUUGCGAUUUUCUACUAAAAAUUAUAUUUUCCAGUUUGGUCGAUGCGCAACUUGAUAAUUAAUAAUCAAAAUAACCAUCUCGAGAGCUCCGAUCAACCAUAUAAAAGAACGUUUCUUACCUUGCAGCCGGUCCAGUUUGAUAACGAUCGGAUCGAGGACUGUCACGAGUGUUGUAUAGAUCUGAAAUUAAAAAUUAAGUGUAAUUGGCUAUUGCCAUAUGUACAUUAACGCUAACAUGGAUACACUUACGGAUUGUGAACAUACCGACCACGAAGAUGUGACUCACGGAGACAAUAACAAUGGUAUCCCAGCGAAACAGCGUGAAGCCUUCGUUAAGUUGCUAGCAAAUUUUAUAAGACAACGUGAUACUGACAAAAAGCAAGCUGAAGAUCUACUCUUCGACAUGUUUAAAAAUGAAGACACUAAUCUGCUCAAUAUUGGAAAGUUUCUGGCGGCGCUGCGCACCACUGGCAUUCGUCGUACCGAUCCUCGCAUUGGGGAAAUGAUGGAGAAUCUGAAAAAGGUUCACAAGUUGAACAAUUACGACGGUGGUUCUCCGUUGACACAACAUCUCAAUGCGGAAACCUUCAAGGCGGUUAUAUCACCAAACAUUGUACUCAUUGCUCGUGCAUUCCGGCACCAGUUUGUGAUUCCAGAUUUUCAUGGAUUCACAAAGGACCUCGAAGAAAUCUAUUGGAAAUGUAAAAGUAACACCGACGGCAAAGUGGCAAGCUACAUUCCGCAACUGGCACGUGUUAAUCCUGACUAUUGGGGUGUCAGCAUCUGCACGGUGGAUGGUCAGAGAUUCUCGAUCGGUGACUCGUGUGUUCCCUUCACACUACAGAGCUGCAGCAAACCUUUGACAUACGCAAUUGCCUUGGAAAAGCUUGGGUCGGAUGUGGUUCACCAGUAUGUUGGACAGGAACCGAGUGGAAGAAAUUUUAACGAACUGGUACUAGACUACAAUAAGAAACCUCACAACCCGAUGAUCAAUGCUGGAUCUAUACUGACUUGUUCUUUGUUGAAGACAUUAGUUCACCCUGAGAUGACGCUUGCUGAGAAAUUUGAUUAUACUCAAACUUGGUUUAGUCGAAUGGCAGGAGGUGAACCGUUAGGUUUCAACAAUGCAGUAUUUCUAUCGGAACGGGAAGCAGCCGAUCGAAAUUAUGCACUAGGAUUCUACAUGCGCGAACAUAAAUGCUACCCUGAUAAGGCCAAUUUACGUGAAUGUAUGGAUUUCUAUUUUCAAUGCUGUUCGAUGGAAGCAACGUGUGAAACUCUGUCGAUAGUCGCUUCCACAUUGGCUAAUGGCGGGAUCUGUCCACUGACGGAGGAAAAAGUCCUACAAUCGGAAAAUGUACGAGAUGUUCUUUCACUGAUGCAUUCUUGUGGAAUGUAUGACUUUUCUGGUCAGUUUGCUUUUAAGGUUGGCCUACCAGCGAAAUCAGGCGUUUGCGGUGGCGUUAUGCUGGUCAUCCCGAAUGUUAUGGGCAUUUUCAUGUGGUCUCCUCCAUUAGAUCCGCUGGGGAAUAGUUGCCGCGGAGUUCAGUUCUGUGAGGAACUAGUGAAUAUUUUCAAUUUUCAUCUGUACGACAAUCUAAAACAUGGUUCAAAUAAGAAAGAUCCGCGCCGCCAUCGUUACGAAACUAAAGGACUGUCGGUAGUAAAUUUGUUGUUCUCGGCUGCAAGUGGCGAUGUAACUGCUCUGCGAAGGCACAAGCUAUCCGGAAUGGAUAUCACGUUGUCCGACUACGAUGGAAGAACGGCGUUACAUUUGGCCUGUUCCGAAGGGCAUCUGGAAUGUGUAAAGUUUUUGCUUGAACAUUGUGGAGUUCCACAUGAUGCUAAAGACAGAUGGGGAAAUCGUCCGGUUGAUGAGGCUGAGACGUUCGGGCAUAACACGGUGGUAGAUUAUUUGAAAGAAUGGAAUGAGAAAGUGGAGAUGGCGAAAAAACUGACAAACGAUCCAGGGUAUAAUUCGGACCAAGAUAGUUCGAAGAGUGGAUCGUCCUGUUCGACGGAGAGCAAAUCCAAGCAUCCAACAGGCAUUUUGAACUAAGACAUCGAAUCUUAAAUAAACCUAUUGUAUCACUUCUUGAAGUUAUUGUAACGAAACUUCCCCAUACUGCCGCUCUACGCAUAAUUGGCCCAAUUAUAGUGAAUCACAUGGAGCAUAUGACAAAUAUGCGUACAACGGUAGUAUAGCACAUUGCAACACAGUCGAAUGAUAAUUAUUUGAACAAAUUACUGUCAAGGACAAUACUAUUAAUAAAACAUGAGACUGCUCCUUAUUUAUAGUAGGCUAAAUCAAUCAAUAACUAGAUAAUAAACUUGGCCAACUACUAUAA